AUGGCUAUUCUCUACUGGACCGUCGGAUUCCUUUAUCUCAUCAUGGAUCUCACAAAAAAACCAAGUUUCCUACAAAAAUACAAGAUGAAUCGAAACGAAGUUCCCAUUACAUGGCCAUUGCUAAAAGAAAUGAUAGUAACGAUAGUUUUCAAUCAAAUUUUCGUUGGAAUCGCAGUUUCUACAAUUCUGUAUCCAAUUCUUCCGCUUCGUGGAUUACCUCCAAUUCGAAAAAUGCCAACAAUUCCCGAAUUUUUCUUCGAAAUCUAUGGAUGUUGGUUCGUGAGAGAAUACAUCUUUUUUCACAUGCAUCGCUUAAUUCACAAGAGAUCGCUAUACAAACACGUGCACAAGAAACAUCACGGAUGGACAGCUCCGAUCGCAUUAUCAGCGGAAUACUGUACGCCAGCGGAACACGCGCUAUGUAAUCUUUUACCGGCGAUGGCAGGGCCAGCGUUUUUUGCUCCUCAUUACUUUUCGACUUUUAUGUGGUAUGUUCAUGUAAUGCUCUCGACGCUACAGAAGCAUUCGGGAUAUAAUAUUCCGUGGUAUUAUGACUCGAUGCGACAUGAAAUGCAUCAUGAGAAUUUCAGAACGAAUUACGGAUUAAUUGGGAUUAUGGAUUGGUGGUAUGGUACAAGUGAUCCAAAAACGAGACCAAAUAGAUAUGAUGAUGAGUGA
Molecule: messenger RNA, 678 nt
Organism: Culicoides brevitarsis
Lineage: Eukaryota; Metazoa; Arthropoda; Insecta; Diptera; Ceratopogonidae
Product: fatty acid hydroxylase domain-containing protein 2-like
Exons: 3
Coding region: 1-678 (225 amino acids)
Biological process (GO): sterol biosynthetic process
Cellular component (GO): endoplasmic reticulum membrane
Molecular function (GO): iron ion binding; C-4 methylsterol oxidase activity
Source: RefSeq, a predicted model, not a curated record